AUGGGGUUGACAAAGUCUCAGAGGAUUAUUAUCCUCCUUAUUAUUGAUACCGUAUUCUUCGUUAUCGAACUUAGUGUUGGCUAUGCCGUCCAUUCGUUAGCUCUCGUUGCAGAUGCUUUUCAUAUGUUGAACGAUGUUCUCUCGCUCUGUGUUGGUUUAUGGGCCGUAAGGGUCGCCAAUGAAAAGUCAUCCAAGACGUAUACUUACGGAUGGCAACGAGCAGAGACACUGGGUGCGUUGAUCAACGGCGUCUUCCUCGUCGCCCUCUGCCUCUCCAUCUUCCUGGAAGCCAUCAACCGCUUCGUUGAGCCCCAGGAGGUCCAGCACCCCAAACUCAUCUGCAUUGUCGGUGGCCUCGGCCUCUUCUCAAACAUCCUUGGUCUGCUCCUCUUCCACGACCAUUCCCACGGCCACGGCGGCCAUGGCCACGCACACGAAGAACCCAUCCAGUCUGCCGAGCAAGGUUACACGAACGUUAUCGCAGACCAGGGUGGCAGUGUUGCCAGCGUGAUGCCCGAAACCGUAGUCGGCUCUUACUCUGCCAUUGCCGUUCCCAGCUCGCCUUCGAAGCCUUCUCACUCCAGACGCCAUGCCUCCAUCAGCCGCCUGAGCCGGGAUAGCAGGCGUUACAGCGGAUUCAGAGAUGUCGAGGACAUCAACGGUCACCCUGCCAGUUUGCGCCAGGAUAUCAUCCAAGCUAGCCGUUUUGAGGAUGAUUCCUCUCCGGACAUGGAUUCCGAUAGGGAAGAUGUCCGACAGUCGGAGGAGUCUAGACUCCUUCCCAACGCUGAUGGAACCACGCCCUACGCUGCCACAUCUACGCCCAAGCCCCGCAAGACCAACGACAUCCACAACGAGCAUAACCAUGCCAAACCAAAAGAUGACGACGCGGCACAUGGGCACGGCCAUGGCCACUCCCAUGGCCACUCUCACGACCUGAACAUGCGAGGCGUCUUCCUUCACGUCAUGGGUGAUGCCCUCGGCAACAUCGGCGUCAUAGUGUCGGCCCUGAUCAUCUGGCUUACCAACUACUCAUGGCGCUACUACGCUGACCCCGCAAUCUCCCUCCUCAUCACCAUAAUCAUUCUCUUUUCCGCCAUCCCGCUUUGCAAGGCUGCUUCCAGGAUCCUGCUCCAGGCUGUCCCUGCCGGUCUUAGCAUCGACCAUAUCAUCGAGGACAUCGAGCAGCUCCCAGGUAUCAUCAGCUGCCACCAUUUCCAUGUCUGGCAGCUCAGCGAUACCAAGCUGGUUGCAUCCCUUCACAUCCAGGUGAGCUUUGAUAUCAAGGGAGAGGGCUCGGACCGAUACAUGUCUCUCGCCAGACACGUCAGGAAGUGCCUUCAUGCCUACGGAAUCCAUUCAUCCACCAUCCAGCCGGAGUUCUACCCAGGAAGCGAAGAGGCUUCCUUACGGCCGGGCAGUUCCCAGCUCACCACCGUAGCCAGCGAGUCCUGCCUACUUGAAUGCGGCGAUGACUGUGCUCCUGGUCGCCAAUGCUGUCCAUCGGCAUAG
Microsporum canis CBS 113480 is the source of this 1512-nucleotide messenger RNA. Its product is annotated as zinc homeostasis factor 1. Bases 1 to 1512 code for a protein of 503 amino acids. Gene Ontology annotation, biological process: zinc ion transmembrane transport; intracellular zinc ion homeostasis. Gene Ontology annotation, molecular function: zinc ion transmembrane transporter activity. Gene Ontology annotation, cellular component: membrane. Lineage: Eukaryota; Fungi; Ascomycota; Eurotiomycetes; Onygenales; Arthrodermataceae. The transcript is spliced from 4 exons. The record is from RefSeq and is a predicted model, not a curated record.